Ylistrum balloti is the source of this 1030-nucleotide messenger RNA. RefSeq names its product testicular haploid expressed gene protein-like. NCBI's taxonomy places the organism in Eukaryota, Metazoa, Mollusca, Bivalvia, Pectinida, Pectinidae. The record is from RefSeq and is a predicted model, not a curated record. The coding region runs from base 29 to 949 and encodes 306 amino acids. The transcript has 7 exons.
UAUUCAAGUAACGGGAUUUAAACCCAAAAUGUCAGUGGAGUUUGAACAGAUCAGGCAGUGUGGAAGAGAGAGGUUACAACAGUUAUCCAAACCAAAAGAACCAAAAGUAGAAUGGUGGACAAAUGUCGGACCAAAUGUUAUGUGGGGGACCCAGGAGAUGUUAUGGCCCAUCAGCCAGGAGGCAAAAGAGGCCACUCCAACAGAUCGGGUAGUUAACCUUGCAACUCCAAAGAAAAACUUUCAAACAGGAAUGCAUGCUGGGAGGCCGCUAUUUUACUACAGUUGUGGUCGCCCAUCUAUGAUAUGGGAGAAUAAGUCCAAUGUGAAGGAAGCUAGCGAGCGAGUUAUUGACCUGUCAGCUCCUAAACAGCCCAGUAAGGAGUACACAAACCAGGAAGUGAGACCGCAGUACCUGUUCAGCUGUGGGAGGUCAAGCCCUAUAUGGACAGUUCAAAAGGGGGCACUGUCUGCAGGUGACCGCCCACGCACUCUGUCGCUAGCGUACCCCCGUCCACCACAUCGGGAAUUCCAGCCCAGUCGUCAAGUGGAGACAAUUAUACCAGGAGGUGCUCUUAGUGCCUCAGCUUCAGAACGGAUACACAGCCUAGCAAUACCCAAAGAGAGGCCAAAUGGGCCAUUUAGAUCACCACAAUGGCCCGUGUCACCUGGAGCCAGAAAUGCCAUUUCCUCGACUCGAUGUGCUGACCUUGCUCGUCCCAAGGCAACAGUCGAAGGGUACCAGCUGCCACGGGAUGAGAUGUGGUCUGUUACACGUGCGGCAAAACGUGGCAGUGCAUCAGGCAGGAUUCAGGAACUAUGUAAACCACUUGUGAGAGCUUCAAUGGAUCAUGUGCAAUUUAAUCCAGAUGCUUUCUUGGUUAAAGAAUCGGCUUUAAAGGGAGUGGUACCUAAACGUGUGGAGGAACUAUCUCAACCAAUUCUGCGCUAGCAGAUCAGUUCAAACUGGAAUUCUUGCCACUGUGAUACAAAUUACUUAUUUACAGAAACUUUUGGUGAAAGUUAAACUUAU